AUGGUCUUUCGCAGCAGCAAGGGGGCUUGGUAUUGCGAGGGGAAGCGCGACGGGUGCCCGAGCCUCACCGACUGCUCGCACGUCAUAGCGGCAAAAGCAGCUCUGAGGAAUGACUCGGGAGACCUUUCAGUUGCCGAUCAGAUGGUUUUGAGGCUCUCGGAGCCGCUGUCGGAGGCUGCGCUAGGCUGGCUCGAGCGGUGGAACGGAGAAUUGCCAAAGAUUGGGGUCUGUCCCGCCGUGGGCACCUCCUCGCAGGGGGGAGGUGAUGCGGGGCUGUCGGAGGAGGAGCGGUAUCUUGUUGGCUUGCUGGAGCGGCGGCCCCAUGAGCAAGCGACCUGCGCCGGCGACUCGUGCUUCUGUCGUCAGCACGAUCGCCUCUUUGGAGAGGCCGCCGCCGCACAAAUCUUCAACGAUCGCAAGAGCAAAGGGGGCGAUUGUGGCAGGGAAGGGGGGUCGGCUGAGGAGGAUGAGCCCCCUCGCAAACGGGCGAGGCGCAAUAAGGCUUUUUGGGAGGCACACAAGCAAGGCUCGCAAGGUCCAGCCACAAGAGUGGGGUGGGGCGCUCGGCCGCCGGCGGAAGCGAGGGGCAAGGAGGCAAUCCGAGGCUGGGUGGACGCGUGCACGAGUUGUUCGGUUGCCUCCUUGGCAGCCCUGAACGGCGGGUGCGAGCAUGGAGAGGCCUCGAAGGUUCGCACCCCCGUCAUGCUCCUCACAACUGAGGCCGUCCAGGUUACAAAACCCAAGCUGGCACGGUUGAGCGAUGCGCACGCCGUCCACGACCCACUCGUGACUUCGCUCGACCGCCCCGUUCCUGUGAGCAAGCUGAGGGAUUGCCACUUUCAGGAGCUGUCCGAAAAUUGGUUGUUGAGCGCACCGUGUCCCCUCGAGUCGCCGGCGUGCGGAGGUUCGUGGGUCGAGGCAUGGAUGGAGGCCGACGUGACGGCCGCCCAGUGGAGCCAGCGGGUGCGAGUGCGGAUCUACCACUGCCAGUGCGUUGACGAGGCGCACACAAUCCACUUUGACGGCGAGCACCUUGGGCUGUACACGUGGACUCGGCGGACCCUCUUCGUCCAGGAGAGCUUGCAGCUGCUCUUGCGGGGGAUGCAGCACGGGCACAGCUUCAAGGCGGAGUU
Molecule: messenger RNA, 1133 nt
Organism: Klebsormidium nitens
Lineage: Eukaryota; Viridiplantae; Streptophyta; Klebsormidiophyceae; Klebsormidiales; Klebsormidiaceae
Source: the annotation of a GenBank genome assembly